AUGUCUGAAUUUCUUGGCUCUCGCAUAUCUCUCAUAUCGAAGAGCGAUAUUCGCUAUUCGGGCGUAUUGCACGAGAUCAAUUCUGAAGAGUCUACCGUAUCUCUCGAGAAUGUCAAAUCAUUCGGUACCGAAGGCCGCAAAGGUAACCCGGAUGAAGAGAUAGCACCUUCUGAUCAGGUAUACGAAUACAUCGUCUUCCGGGGGAGCGAUGUGAAGGACUUGCGCAUCGAGCAAGCUCCCGUCCCACCCAAAGAAAAUCAGCCUCCCCAGGUUCCAGAUGACCCUGCCAUUGUCGGAUCUCGUACCCGUCCACCUCCUCAGGGUGGCAUCCCACCUGGACCAGGUAACAAUGCAGGCCCUCCUGCCUACAGCCAAAGCCCAUACCAACCCAACCCAUUCUACCCACCUCCUGGGCAAUGGGGACGCGGUGGUCCUGGACCUGUUCCCGGACCUGGCCAGGGCUUUCAUGGAAUGCCCUACCCACCUCCUCCCGGCUGGUUCCCUCCUGGCCAAGGCUUCCCAGGUGGUGGACCUGGUGGACCCGGCGGUCCUGGAGGUCCUGGAGGUCCAGGUCCGUGGAACAGCUUCGGCUAUCCACCUGGUCCGGGCCCUCAAGGACACCCAGGUGCACCUGGCCAACCCAUGCGAGGUCCAAUGCAACAGGACAAUAAACCUGCUCCGAUUGGUGCCGGAGUAGAGAAACAACAGAAACCGGUUGGUAACCCCGCAGUUGAGUUGCCUACCGAGUCUAAGUCUUUUGGACAGCAGCCUCCUCAGCCUGCCCCGACGAACGUGGCCCCCACUCCACCGGUCGAGUCGAAACCAUCGGCAGCAGAAGUCAAAGCUACUGCCGAUUCGCUGUCGACGACCGCGGCCCAAAAUAACGCCGCCGAGAAAGCCGCCGAGAGAAGGGCCAUUCCAACCGGCCCGAAAAAUAAUCGGAUCACGCCUGCUGUGCCAAUGCCGUCCGCUCUCUUCACGAAAAGCGGGCCACAAGUUACUGCCGCGACCGCUACCAUCAAGCCUUCGGGAGACCAAGCCAACGGACCGAUGAGCGCGGCCAACUUGAAAGAUGCUACCCAAGCAGCAAAGGCAGCUGUGGCCGUGGCAAUGGCGAAGCUGGCCAAUCCUCAGGCUGCGGACGUUCCCGCCUCUAACGGCAGUGCGAUGGAUAACUUGACUAAGAAGGUCAACGAGAUGCGCAUGACUGCCCCCAGAUCUACUGGGAACGGCCGAGGACGUGGCCGAGGGGGUCGCUACGGUGGCCCAAGCAAGGUGGAUGUUCCCGAUUCCGACUUCGAUUUCCAAGCCGGAAACGCCAAAUUCAACAAGCAAGAUCUUGUGAAGGAGGCCAUUGCUGGCUCACCACUUGCCGAGGCCUCGAAUGGGCCUCCUACAGAGCUAGCACAGCCUGAUGAGGCCAUCCCACCAAUCGCUUACAACAAGACCAGGUCGUUUUUCGACAAUAUCUCGAGUGAAGCAAAGGAUCGAGCAGACAAUGGUGGCCAAAAGCCUGGUGGCCGGGAGUGGCGCGGCGAGGAGCAGCGCCGAAAUAUGGAGACCUUUGGCCAAGGUAGCGUCGACGGUGGUUACCGUGGCGGCUUCCGUGGUCGAGGUCGUGGACGCGGUGGCCCUCGUGGCCGUGGAUUUGCUCCUCGGGGAAGAGGGAAUGGAUACCGCCAGCAGGCGGCUCAGUAGUUCCACAACAUUGAUGGAACACUUAGCAGAGCAAUUGGCAUCAUUGCUCAAAGACCCUUCCCAUUCACGACACGACUUCCAGCAAACGACCACUUUGACAUCAAUUUCCAGUGUAUUAAUAAGUCAGUUGCAUGAUAUGGUUUUUUUUUCAUGCUUUAGGAACUUUAGUGGAUAAGGCGAGCAAUUUUGCCCACGCCUUAGAACUCAAUAUGUGUGGUUUCAGUUGAGGCUCCAGCAAAGGCGUAAGGAUGGUUUCGCAAGGGUAGGGUGUCAAUAUUAGCAUUAGCAUCAUGAGGAUGAUUCAUCACAAGAGUUACUUGUGAUGAAUAAAAACGGCGCCUUGUUCUAGCUUGGGUGGGAUAAGGCAAAUAUUGAAGAGACGUUUGAUACCAAUGACUCUUCCGGGUUACGGCGCUUGAGAAGAGGCACACCCAGUUCUCAAUACAGGCGCAAGUGGCACAAAUUGGGCAAGUUUUGGGCUUGAUGCUUUGCAGGUAGACAAGGUUACCGUGAGCCAGUACAGGGCCAACCUUACUCUACCUAUCUAGUUAAUACACAUCAUCAAGUCUAUUUUCUGGGGGGGUUUUUUCUUUGCAAUGUGAUUUAACGAAGACCAAUGUUCUACAAGUAUAUUAACGUUCUAU
Messenger RNA from Hypoxylon fragiforme, 2342 nucleotides. RefSeq names its product Scd6-like Sm domain-containing protein. Gene Ontology annotation, biological process: P-body assembly; cytoplasmic stress granule assembly. Gene Ontology annotation, cellular component: P-body. The record is from RefSeq and is a predicted model, not a curated record. Gene Ontology annotation, molecular function: mRNA binding. Bases 1 to 1698 code for a protein of 565 amino acids. Lineage: Eukaryota; Fungi; Ascomycota; Sordariomycetes; Xylariales; Hypoxylaceae. The transcript has 4 exons.